AUGCGCCACGCCUCACGCGCGUCACGCGCGGCAGACGUGGCGUACUUCUCGGGCAGCGAGGUGCGGUGCCGCGACGGGUCGCGGUCAGUGGCGGUGCAGCGGGUGAACGACGACUUCUGUGACUGCGCUGAUGGCACCGACGAGCCGGGCACGUCAGCAUGCGCGCUGGCGCGCUUCUACUGCGCCAACCGCGGCCACAUGCCACUCACGCUCUUCUCCUCGCGAGUCAACGACGGCAUCUGCGACUGCUGUGACGGGUCGGACGAGUACGCCAGCGGGGCGGGCUGCAACAACACGUGUGUCCAGAUGGGCGCCGAGACGCGCAGCCAGCUGGCAGCUGACGUGGCGGCGGUGAGGGAGGGCGUGAAGCUGCGAGGCAAGGCGGUGGUGGGGCACGUGGCGCUGAGGGACAAGUGGGAGCGCGAGGUCACGCACCUGGAGGAGCGGCGCGCACACCUGGUGGAGCAGGAGAAGGCGCUCAAAGGUGAGAAGGCGCUCAAAGGUGAGAAGGCGCUCAAAGGCUUGACCCGCCCCCGGGUCGGUGAGAAGGCGCUCAAAGGUGAGAAGGCGCUCAAAGGUGAAUGGUCGUUGCUCUCUCACAGGUCACCCAUCACACGCAUGCGUGCCCCGACCACCUCACCGUGCCCCGACCACCUCACCGUGCUUGACCUCAUUCUACCUGCCUGCCCUCUUGUCCACUCCUGCCCCACCUCUUUCUCCUCCCCAUCCUGCACCCCAACCCAACCCCCUGUCCGUGUGUCCUUGUGUGCGUAUCUCUUCCUCGCCGUUGGCUACGCAACGUGCCUGCCUCACUGCAUCGCCUCCAUCUGCCGCCCGACCUGCCGCCCGCUUGCCCAUCCUGCUGCCGCCCACUCGCUGUCCUGCUGCCCGACUCGGCACCGCCACCAUGCCACUACCCCCCCCACCUUGCGGGCAUGGCAUGUCAGAGCACAUGCACUCGCUGCUCGCCUCGGCCUCUCUGCCGCCAUUGCUGCUCUUCCUCGCCCUGCUCGCCCUCCUCCUCUGCCACCGCCCCCUGCGUGCGCUGCUGCUCGCCCCCCCCUGCGCCUGCCUGCGCCUGUGCCACCGCACCAUGGCCUCGCUCUGCCCCUGCCUUGCCGCCCUCACGCCUACCCGCAGGCGCCACCCCCACCACCCCUCUGGGCGGCGGCGCCCUAA
Molecule: messenger RNA, 1179 nt
Organism: Closterium sp. NIES-65
Lineage: Eukaryota; Viridiplantae; Streptophyta; Zygnematophyceae; Desmidiales; Closteriaceae
Source: the annotation of a GenBank genome assembly